UCUGCCAACAAAAAAUAACAUAAAAAAUCAAAAAUAAUCAGAAGUCGAGAGUCAUAAAAGCUGUGAAUCCGGACAGCGAAAUCGGAAAAAGACACCGGUUACGGAAAAAAUGAUGAGUGGCAAGGCGGGCGGUGGUGUGGUCCUCAACUGCCGGACAUGCACGCGUGCCUGCAAACAGCACAAGCCGCUGCAGGAGGAGAUCGAGCUUGGCCCGGAGGGUAGCACUACGCUGGCCAACAUGCUCAAUUACUGCGCCGGGCUCUCCUUCGAGCCACAGGACGGCGCCGCCAUGCCUCAGCACAUCUGCCUCAACUGCCUGCAGCUUCUGGAGCAGGCGUUCAACUUCAAGCGCAUGGUCAUCGACUCGGACGAGCUGCUUCGCUUGGGACUGGAUGAGGCGCACGUCACUAGCCACCAACAAAAUCAACAGGAACACCAUCGGAGCCAACAGCAACAGAAUCAGCAACAGCACCACCAGCAUCAGCAAUACGGAGAUGCGAGCGAGGAAUAUGUCAUGAUUGAGAUGCUCAACGAGGAACAGGAUCACGGCACUUUGGAAGAGCAAGAAGCAGAGGCGGAACGACAUCAUAACUCGCACCACGACGAGGAGGAGUUUGUUAUCGAGGAAGUGGCCGAGCAGGAGGACGAGCUGACGGAAGAGGUAGUGCCGCAGAUGGGUGACCAGCAGGAGCACAUCACCGUGGAGAGUGUACACGAGUUUCAGCCCGCCGAAGUUGAGUAUGUGACUAUUAAAAAUGAGUUCGAAGCGAUCGUCAACGAAGAUGAUGAGAUCGAGGUAAUGGACGAGUCCGGGGCACACGACGAAAUACUAGAUGGACAUAUGAUUGUGAUACCAGCAGAAGGAGCCAUUGACGAGGUGAUUGCUGAAGAGGCCCUCGAAAUGGACGAAGACGAAAACGAAGAGCAUUUGCUGCCUGAAGAGGAGGAAGUCUGUGAGGAGGAAGACUUCCUGGAGGAGUCCCUAGAUUCCACGCCACUUACUGGCGGCGAAGCUCUGCCACACGUGUGCUCCGUGUGCCAAAAGGCGUUCCGGCAGCAGUGUCGUCUCAAUCAGCACAUGCGCACUCACAUAGACGAAAAACACUACGAGUGCGAGGAGUGCGGCAAGCGGCUAAAGCACCUGCGCAACUACAAGGAGCAUAUGCUGACACAUACAAAUGUCAAGCCCCAUCAAUGCAAUAUCUGUGGCCGUUUCUACCGCACCACCUCUAGUCUGGCAGCGCACAAGAGGACACAUGCGGAGAAGAAGCCCUACAAUUGCGACGAGUGCGGACGUGGAUAUGCGGCGUACGAUCAUCUAAGGCGCCACAAGCUCACUCACACGGGACAGAGACCCUUCGCUUGCGAUCUGUGCGACAAGGCGUACUUCGAUUCAUCCUCCCUACGGCAGCACAAGAUUAGCCACACCGGCGAGAAGGCAUUUACCUGUGAGAUUUGCGGCGUGGGACUCUCCCAGAAAUCAGGUUAUAAGAAGCACUUGCUUGUCCAUACCGGAGCCAAGCCACAUAAGUGCCCCAUAUGCGGACGUGCGUUUACCUUCACCAGUAACCUCAAUGCCCACGUCCGUCUCCAUUCCGGUGAAAAGCCAUUUAAGUGUGAAAUCUGCAUGAAGGCCUUUCCCACAAAGAAGCGACUGAAUAGCCAUUUACGGGUCCACAACAAGGAGACGCCGGUAAUGGCCACCGCAGGUGGUCAAGCUAUCGAACAUCGUCGACGUCCGGUGGCCGGAGGAGCGGGAAGUGGAUCAUCUGCCAAUCUUCACCUGACCGAAGUACCUGAGCAGCCGGUGUCCACCUCCAAAGUGGUCGUAGUGCUUUAAUGCGGGCAGCGAACUGAGGGUGCGGCUCUAGGAAGUAAGGCUAGCCUAAGGUUUUUACAUUUACAAUUACGUGGAGCUGUUAGGAAUUGUACACAAUAAACACUCAUAACACUGUA
This is a messenger RNA of Drosophila eugracilis, 1956 nucleotides long. Its product is annotated as zinc finger protein 660. Gene Ontology annotation, biological process: regulation of transcription by RNA polymerase II. Gene Ontology annotation, molecular function: zinc ion binding; DNA-binding transcription factor activity; RNA polymerase II cis-regulatory region sequence-specific DNA binding. Bases 110 to 1840 code for a protein of 576 amino acids. Gene Ontology annotation, cellular component: nucleus. The record is from RefSeq and is a predicted model, not a curated record. NCBI's taxonomy places the organism in Eukaryota, Metazoa, Arthropoda, Insecta, Diptera, Drosophilidae. The transcript has 3 exons.